AUGAGUGCCGCUGUCUCCCGUCUUCUUGCAGCGAAGGCGUCACUGCCGCCCUCGUCUGGAGUGCCACUCGGCUUACUCCUUGGAUCGUAUUAUCCAGAAGCCGCCGCAUCAGAAGCGGGAGGGGCUUCCAAGGGGUCCGUGCAUGCCCUCCAGUGGUCCCCUCUGGCCUCGCUCUCUUCCGAUCCGGAUUUUCAGGAGGGCGCAGACGCGUUGGUCUUUUUGCAGCAGCUGCAGCAAGCCCAUCAGCAGCAAGUGGUGGACCGACUGAUUCGCCAGGCGUCUCUUUGCUGCUCACACCAUCUGGUGGGGGGUCUCGCAGUCUUGGGGGUAUGGGCUCGUGUCUCCGUCCCUGCUGAUCAGCUGCAUCAGCAACAGCAACAGCUGCAGCACGAGUUACAGCUGAGUCGGCUGGCUUCAGCGGUGGCAGACGGCACUCUUGAGGGUCUUAACGCUGCAGAUGAGGCAGCAACUGCAGCGGUGCUGCAUCUUUACGAAGAAGGAGGCUGCAGCACAAAAGGCCUCCCGAAGCAGCCCUUUGUCCUCGUACUCCUCCAGCAGCACAAUCUGCAAGACAGCGUUGCACACUUCUCCUGGAUGUCUGGCAAUUCAUCCUGGUCUUCCUUAUCGAGUGCCACCUUGUUCCCGUCGUCCUCACUCUUGAGGCAGCAGCAACAACAGAUGCUGCAACUUUGUUGCAGCCCCCUAAGUCUGAACCUUACCCUGUUGUUGCACCCUUCGCUCAUGCGGCAGCACUCCGCGGCAACGAUAUUGGGAACAGGGCAGCUCCGAAGGGCCUUGCGUCGGGCACUAAGGGUGUUCGCAGGCUUGGAGGAGGCCCCUAUGGGGUACUCUAGAGAGUCUUUCCCCUUCUACUGCUGUCUCCGUAAGGGACUGUCUCAACGGAGCUCCACGCAUGGCUCUGGGCAGCAGCUUGGUACUUUGAAGGGUGCUCCAUGUGCUCCGGAUACGACCAUUAGCACAGCGAUUGCAGCAGCAACAGCAGGAGCUGCAUCAGCUCCAGGAGGGGAGGAUUUUGAUGCAUUGCAAAUAGAGCUCUUCUCGUCAGUCACUCCCUCCCUAUGCCUUCGCAUUGCUGAGGACGGGUGUGUGUCUACCGUUUCCGCCUUUGUGCAGCAAAAGCAGCAGCAGAUGCUUCGCGCCGGUGGGUAUACUGUAGUGCGCUGCUCUCUGGCUCAGGGAGCCGUUUCCCUGAACCCUAAACACCAAACGCUAAAAACUGCAAUGGAGUUUCUGAUAGCAGAUUGGGUGCGUGGCGCUGUGGGGUCCUUGAAUGGCUCUCUUGAGGAGGCAUGGGGUGAGCGCGAGGGGCCUCCUUCUGCUUUACACGUUUCUCUUCACCAAAGGAGGUAUCUGACGACACAACAUGCCCCCUUGCUGGAGCAACAGCUAAAGGCGCACGGAGCUCCUGCAGUCCUGGCGGAGUUAGCCCCCGCAGCAGAGGGGGAAGAGGGAAGCGAAAGGGUCAGAGUGGAGUUUCUAUUCGGGGGGGAAUGGCGCUGGGGAGUCAUAGCGGCUUUGCGGCUGUUUUCGUUCGCCGAUAUUUCCAUUGAAAACCCCAAAGGCUCCGACGCGCACAAGGACCUCCAAAACACAGGGGCCCUUCAGGCGGAGCACGACCGCUACUGGAAGGCUUUAAUAAACUGUGUGAGGACAGAGAAGCUUAAAAUGGCGACCAGCAAGAGGCCCUGGUAUAUUUGGGUGUUGCCACUUCUUGCGUUACUGCUGAGCUACUUUUUAGAAUGGAAGAUGUGA
Cyclospora cayetanensis is the source of this 1773-nucleotide messenger RNA. RefSeq lists its product as uncharacterized. Bases 1 to 1773 code for a protein of 590 amino acids. NCBI's taxonomy places the organism in Eukaryota, Apicomplexa, Conoidasida, Eucoccidiorida, Eimeriidae. The transcript has a single exon. The record is from RefSeq and is a predicted model, not a curated record.